CACACUUCAGUUUCCCUCUCUGCAAGUAAAGUGCGAAACAAACCCAAUCAAACUCGAGUUUUGUGAAAACAGAGCUUUAGAGAGAGAAACAAAUAAUGGAAAGUGAAGAGAAUACGCAGGAACCUCAUCUUGUGCUCGCUAACAAGCUAUUCUUACUCACCCACCCAGACGUACAAGACAUCGAGAAAGUCCGCCUCCGUGAUGAGGUCUUCGCCGCCGUCAAAGCCGACGAUAUGGCUCCGCUCUAUGAAACCCUAGCGGCCAAUUCAGUGCUGGAUAUGGAUCAGUCCGAUUUGGAUUCGAUGCGUGCCAAGAUUGAUGAGGAGCUCAAAAAGCUCGACGAGAAGAUCGCUGAUGCUGAAGAGAACUUGGGUGAAAGUGAAGUUCGAGAAACUCAUUUAGCUAAAUCCUUGUUUUAUAUCCGAAUCGGUGACAAGGAGAAGGCAUUGGAACAGCUCAAGGUAACUGAGAGCAAAACAGUUGCAGUUGGGCAAAAGAUGGAUUUAGUAUUCUACACACUGCAGAUUGGGCUUUUCUACAUGGAUUUUGAUCUCAUUUCUAAAAGCAUUGAUAAAGCGAAAAACUUGUUUGAAGAGGGAGGUGACUGGGAAAGGAAGAACCGUUUGAAGGUGUAUGAAGGCUUGUACUGCAUGUCCACUCGUAACUUCAAAAAAGCUGCCGAUCUUUUCCUGGAUUCAAUCUCAACUUUCACAACAUAUGAACUCUUUCCUUACGACACCUUUAUAUUUUACACCGUCCUUACGAGCAUUAUAUCAUUGGAUAGGGUUUCCCUAAAACAAAAGGUAGUGGAUGCACCCGAAAUCUUGACAGUGAUUGGAAAGAUCCCAUAUUUGUCAGAGUUUUUGAACUCUCUGUAUGAUUGUCAAUACGAACCAUUUUUCUCGGCAUUUGCUGGUUUGGCGGAGCAUAUAAAAUUAGACCGCUAUUUGCACCCACACUUCCGGUAUUACAUGAGGGAGGUUAGAACUGUUGUGUAUUCGCAGUUCUUGGAAUCCUAUAAGAGUGUCACAAUUGAAGCAAUGGCAAAGGCAUUUGGUGUAACGGUUGAUUUCAUCGACUUGGAGCUGUCCCAUUUCAUUGCUGCAGGGAAGCUGCAUUGCAAGAUUGAUAAAGUUGCUGGUGUCUUAGAGACUAAUCGACCUGAUGCAAAGAAUGCUCUUUAUCAGGCAACUAUCAAGCAAGGGGACUUCUUACUAAAUCGGAUUCAAAAGCUUUCACGGGUGAUUGAUCUUUAAAGUAGUUAACUGUUUUUUGUGUUUUGGAGAUACCAAAACUUGAGCCUAGGAACUUCAUGUUGGUUGCUUCAUAUAACGAACAGAAUACUGCUAGAAUUCAUUUUCAUUUUUCUCUGAAUUUAUUAAAAGUUUUCAAGCUUACUGAUUUCA
This is a messenger RNA of Cornus florida, 1406 nucleotides long. RefSeq names its product 26S proteasome non-ATPase regulatory subunit 6 homolog. The coding region runs from base 96 to 1256 and encodes 386 amino acids. The record is from RefSeq and is a predicted model, not a curated record. Lineage: Eukaryota; Viridiplantae; Streptophyta; Magnoliopsida; Cornales; Cornaceae. Gene Ontology annotation, biological process: proteasome-mediated ubiquitin-dependent protein catabolic process. The transcript is spliced from 8 exons.